This is a messenger RNA of Brassica napus (rape), 1106 nucleotides long. RefSeq names its product MATH domain and coiled-coil domain-containing protein At3g58340-like. The record is from RefSeq and is a predicted model, not a curated record. The transcript has 4 exons. The coding region runs from base 105 to 863 and encodes 252 amino acids. Gene Ontology annotation, molecular function: protein binding. NCBI's taxonomy places the organism in Eukaryota, Viridiplantae, Streptophyta, Magnoliopsida, Brassicales, Brassicaceae.
AAGUCUACCUCGCUGAACCUGUAAGGUAAGCAUAUUCUCUAUUUCCAAGUAUUUAUACUCUUGUUUCUCUUCUUCUCCCUGUACCAGAAGUUAGAUUCUCAUCAAUGGAGAAUCCUAACAAGAAAAAGUUUGCUUGGUUGAUAAAGAACUUCUCCUCUUUGCCAUCUGACAAGCUUUAUUCUGCACCAGUCCUGAUCAGUGGCUUCUAUUGGGAUCUUUUCACCUAUCCCAAGGGAUACAAAGGUGGUGAUUCGUUGGUUGUGUCUCUCGCUGUUACUGAUGGUCAAUCAUUGCCUUCUGGAUGGGCAAGAUACGUUAAGUUUCGCCUUACUAUAGUAAAUCAUCUUUCUCAUGAACUCUCCAUACACAGAGAGACAAGUAUUUGGUUUGAUCAGAAAGCUCCAGGAUGGGGCUUAUCAGGAAUGCUCCCCUUCGCCAAACUCCAUGACAAAGAUGGUGGCUUCCUAGUGAACGAUGAACUAAAGAUCGUUGCUGAAUUAGAGGCUCUUGAAGUUAUUGGCACGUUAGAUGAGUCUAAAGAUUUGCUUGACAAGACUUCAUCAUCAGUAAAUGAAAGAAUAGAUGUUAAUGGGUUUCAGGUUCUUCCAUCACAGGUGGAAUCUGUGAGAGGGAUAUUUGAAAGGCAUCCAGACCUAGCAGAAAAGUUCCGUGCAAAGAACCAACAUCUUAGGACAGCAUGCAUGAACUUCUUGCUCAGUCUUAGCGAGAUGUUGCACAAAUCACUUCAGGAGCUCUCUAAUGAAGACCUGGUGGAAGCAGACGUUGCACUGACAUACUUGAAAAAUGCAGGGUUUAAGGUGGGUUGGCUUGAGAAGAGUCUGGACCAACUCAAAAGAACAUAAGGAGACGGGUUUCUCAGUACAAGAAUCUACUCCAUAUAUUGUGUUUGUAAUAUGAAAAUUAAGUAACAAGAAAAAACACAAGUAUCUGCCACUAAAUAAAGUAAUAAACUGUUAUACCCAGUGGCGGAGCCAGCUAGACUUAUAUUUAUAAACAUAUAACAGAUGGGUCAAUAACUAAAAAUUGUAAUAUUUUCUUAGUUAUUAACUUCAAAAUACACGUAAAAUUUUCUUUUUUUUCAACAA